This is a messenger RNA of Rhea pennata, 2310 nucleotides long. It is a transcript of the gene ZFAND5, whose product is annotated as zinc finger AN1-type containing 5. Gene Ontology annotation, molecular function: zinc ion binding; DNA binding. Bases 171 to 806 code for a protein of 211 amino acids. Lineage: Eukaryota; Metazoa; Chordata; Aves; Rheiformes; Rheidae. The record is from RefSeq and is a predicted model, not a curated record. The transcript has 6 exons.
CGCUGCUGCCGCUGCGGGAACAAAGGAGGGAACCGGCGGCGGCGGCGCCGCCAGCUCCGCGCCCGCCUCCCUUCGCCCUCGCAGGAGCAGCGCGGAGCGCCCCGCGGCGCCCCCCCGACACCGCCGCGGGGUUCCUCGCCUCCCUCCCCCCGCCCCGGAGCAGCAUCGAGAUGGCUCAGGAGACAAACCAGACCCCAGGGCCCAUGCUCUGUAGUACAGGAUGUGGGUUUUAUGGAAAUCCUAGGACAAAUGGGAUGUGUUCUGUUUGCUACAAAGAGCAUCUUCAGCGACAGCAGAAUAGUGGCAGAAUCAGCCCAAUGGGAACAACCAAUGGUUCAAACAGUCCUACCUCAGACUCUGCAUCUGUACAAAGACCAGACACUAGCUUAAACAACUGUGAAGGUGCUGCUGGCAGCACAUCUGAAAAGUCAAGAAAUGUGCCUGUUGCCGCUUUGCCUGUAACGCAGCAAAUGACAGAAAUGAGCAUUUCAAGAGAGGAAAAAGUAACACCGAAAACAGAGACUGAGCCAGUUGUUACUCAACCAAGCCCAUCAGUUUCUCAACCUAGUACUUCACAGAAUGAAGAGAGAGCUCCUGAACUGCCCAAACCAAAGAAGAACAGAUGUUUUAUGUGCAGAAAGAAGGUUGGCCUUACAGGAUUUGACUGCCGAUGUGGAAACUUGUUUUGUGGACUUCACCGUUAUUCUGACAAGCAUAACUGCCCAUAUGAUUACAAAGCAGAAGCUGCAGCAAAAAUCAGGAAAGAGAACCCAGUGGUGGUGGCUGAAAAAAUCCAGAGAAUAUAAACUAACCUACUUGUGAAAAGACUGACUUUCUUUGUUUUAUUUUAAUAUAUCCUAGGAAAACAUUAAAGAGCAGAUGCAUGGCCAUUUUCCUUUGAUGUUCUCCAAAGUUUUACUUUUAGUCUUGUCUGUCUUAAUGAUAUUUCAGAAUGUUUGGGUGUUUGUUACAGGCAGAAUUGGACAGAUACAGCCCUUGAAAAAUGUAUAUGCCCUCCCCAGAAUAUAAUUGGAUGAUCAGAAUAUACACAGGAAUACACAUGCACAGAGGACAAACUCUAGUUCACAUGUGCCAAACAGAUGUAUGCUAUCUGCAAGUUUGCAGCAGAUCUGCCUGUUGAGGUGUAUUUGAAGUGUGUAAUCUUUGGCUAGUGUUAUGUGCCUGUUUGGGAGAAGGAUAAAUCGGAAAGGUUGGCAGUCUACUUCUAUCAUUUAAAAUCUCAUUCUAAUUUUAGUUUCCGCACUCCGUUUUCCAGCAGAGCGUAAGUUAUGCAGAGUCCAUCUUCCAGUAAGAAGAGUGCUGGUGCUGUAUUUAAGGAACUGUUGCUUGACAAUUGCAAUAGGAAAAGUGAAAAAAUUUGACAUGUAUGAGAAGAGAACUAUUCUGGAACCAAUUAUAUUAACUUUAGAAUUGUGAAAAUAGGUUCCUAAAGGAAAUGACCUGUAAGAAACUUAUGAACUGGCCUGCAGCAGAGUUGUCCGCCUUUCCUUGCAUAGCUAAAAAUGUGUAACACAAUAUUGUAAGAUUGGAUUAUAAAACAAAAGCAACAUAUGUUUUUAGACAUACCACAGCAGCUCAAGCAACACAUAUGCAUCUGAUGAGUAAGUUACAGGAGUAUCUGAGGAGUUUUAUUAUUCAUGUACUACUUAUGUUCAGUGUGUUCUGGGUUCAAAGGAAUAUUAGAAGCUUUUUUAUUUUUUCUAGUUUUAACUGUAACAAUUGCACCAUUCUGCAUGGAAAACCAUACCCAACAUGGCUGCUGUAGACUUACGUGGUAGCUGGAACCACUCUUGGAGGGCUGCUUUAUCAUUUUUAAUUGUACUUGGGUGUAGGACUGUAGUGUUCUUGGGUGUAUUGCAUGGGCUGCAUUAUCUACAGCAUUGUACAAUAACAACUCUAGAAAAGGCAGUAUACUUCACUGAUGCUUGUCUGGUAAUAUCACUUCUGUGUUAUAAUGGAAGGUUUUUUUUGUGAUGUAUGAAACUUGUGUUUUUUAUAUAAACAAGUACAGUUUAGACUAGUGUUGUGGUAAUGCCUGUUCUCAUCUGUAAAUAGUUAUGUAUGUACACAAGGCGCUACUUCUGAUUUUUAUUGCAGUGUUCAGUCUUAGUUUCUACUUCACUAUUAAAAGCAUCAUGUUUUUGCUUUAACUUUGUUCUUUCAAUUGAGUUAUUAGAUAUGCAAACAUGUACAGAUAGUUCAUAUUUAUGUAUUGCACAUAAUCAUGCUACCCAGCAACUAUGCUAUAUUGUAUUAUGUAAAUAAUAAAAAAUCAUGUACAGAAGGAAA